UGGAGGAUGAGCAGUUACUUGAACGCCAAUCGGUCGUUCGGCCUCGGUUAUGGCAAAAACCAGUAGCGCUUGAAGUUGCGAUUAAGAACAGGUUCCAUGUUAUACCUCAAAAGGCGUCUGAGUGCUGUCAAAGUUUAUAUUUAAAACUAACGGUAUGUACUAUCGUUCAAACUUCCAAAAUCUUCUUCAUAGCGUUUUCGUGCAAAAACCUACAAGGAAAUGAGUAGUUCAUCUUUUCGUGCGGCGCUGCGGGAACGGGCGUCUUCGAGUUUCCGUUUCGCUCAGACGCAGACAAAAAAAAUGCGGAGAGACGGAGUCGCGAAAACAGUCCAGGCUGCGACUGGACAAGUGGGUCGUGCUUAUGUUAAGCCUUCGGGAAUAAGUGAGACUGUAUUCACGCCGGUCCCUGUUUUGGUACAAUGCAAAACAUUUAUUUCGCAGAAGUGCACAACCUAAUUCAUCAGGCGAAACAUCCCUCUGUCUGUACUAGAGGUCUUUAUUAGAAUGAGCGUGCACGUGAUCGCGUGAGCAGGGAAAACUAUCUUCUUAACCUUCUUCUGGGAAAUCAAACUAACAAGAUACUUUGAAAUUGGGUUUAUAAGUAAGAGAUCACUUUCACAUGGAGUACUAUAUUCUUUUGCCUCAUUCUUCUAAGCGGCACUAUGUACUGGAUAGUUGCGAGGAUUUUGCGAAAGAAUGGCGGCAAUUACAGGGCGGACAUUCUCAGCUUUCCCGUUGGGGAAUUUCUAGACACGAGAUGGACGUGAUCAGAAAGGUAAUCGAUUUUCCUGGUCUCCUUGUAUUGUUUAUUGUGAACAAAGUGAAGUCGAGAAAAGCUCGAAGAACUUGUUUGCAAUGGCUUUCUGAAUUAGUUGGAUCAUGGUAGACUGGCGAAUCACGACGGUCAUAAUUGGUUCAAAAUUGUGUAAGUAGUACCGCGGUAGGAUUAGAAUGAAUCUACUUAUUAACUGACAAUAUUUCUUGGGCUUCAUCAAUCAACUACGAAGUUGAAUCUUUAUCUUUAUCCUCUUUGAAGACGCACUUCUUCUACUUACUUCAAGAACAGGGUUACUAAUGUUGUUAUACUUUCCAUCUUUAUAUUCAAUCUGCUUUGCUCCUCAGCGUCCGUCAAGCGAAGCCAUGCGCAAUGUACAGACUGGCGAGAUAAGCUCGAGAUUCAACCAGGAGCAAGCGAAACGUGAGGCAGAGGCGAUGUACAAGCUCCCCCUAGCUGAGCGUCACCAGUACAUGAGAGCAAGAAGCAAAUACGGUGCAAUGAAUUCCACACUGGCAGAUCAAAAACAAGUAUUUAUGAACAGUAUUGCGUCACCAGUAUUUUACAGACGUACCCCUGGAUCGGGUUUACUACUCCUACUCCUCCUCCUCCUCCUACAUACUACAUACUCCUCCUACUUCUUCUCCUCCUACUACUACUCCUUACUACUACUCCUUACUACUACUCCUUACUACUACUCCUUACUACUACUCCUUACUACUACUCCUUACUACUACUCCUUACUACUACUCCUUACUACUACUCCUUACUACUACUCCUUACUACUACUCCUUACUACUACUCCUUACUACUACUCCUUCCUACUACUCCUUACUACUACUACUCCUACUACUACUACUACUGAACAGGAUUCAUUGCCGUAUCUAUGUAUACUAUGGUAUAGGUAUAAGCUAUGUAUACGUUUCCAUUUCAAUCAUAGCAAGUGAUGUCCUAGUUGUAGCUAUCCUCCCAGUCCUGUGAGCAGUCUGUCAGGUAGAUAGGAGAGUCACUCAGAAAAUUGAAAUCAGUGUGCCAAUGUAGAGGAAGAUGGACUGAAACUGAAUGACUGACUGUUAGUUUACUAACUCGCGAAUACAAUUUAUUGAAAAAUAUAUUAUAAGAAACUACUACUUUAGUACUACUUGUUCCACAAAAAUCCUCUACACUAGUUCCUUCGUUCGAGUACUACUUCCUGUACACUCAGUGCUCGGACUUCUAGAACAACCACUGGUGCAAUUUCAUCCUAGUACUACCGCUAUGGGUCUUUCAUAUUAGCCAGGAAAGAGUACGACAAGUUCAAAUCGAAGUGGACGCUUGUUUUUGUGGGUGUAUUAGGUGUCAGCUACUUUGGCGGAACGUAUUACGCGCAAUGGAGUUACCAAUGUUAAGGCUUUCACCAUGAGUGGUUCAUCCGAAAUCCAUCUCGUCCCACAAGAUCUGAUCUGCCAUCGCCGAAGCGUUUCUCGAGAUCAUGUUCUGGAAGUAUGUAAAGUGUAAAGAAGGACCGACGUGAGGUUGACGAGAAGGAUGUCUGGUGCAAUUUCUAACCUACGGAGAGCGAUCUGAGGCACCAGAACUCUUUGCGGAACCCACAUCUUGGUGCAGGUUGGGGACGACGCAAAGAUGACAGCGAGUUUGAACUUGUGACAUGAUGGAAUUUGGUAGAAUGUCGUGAGAUGAUGUAUGAUGUUUCUUAGAUGACCAAGCUGAAUCAUAACAGAGACACACACAUGCCUACGUGGGGAGACGUUGUUGACCUUCGGUUGAGUUACGAUUCUUCAAGGAUAAGUUUUACAUGAUCUAUUUCUAUCUAUUAUGGUACCAGCGGAGCUCGAUGUGCAGGAUCCAUAACCUAACCUCACCCUUAUGGUAACGGCAAGUGCCUAGCAACUCGCAAAUGCGCAUGUUCCUCGUUGUGCACUUAGAUGCAUUUGAUGUUCUUUUGUUUUUGAACGAGAACUAUAAAUUACAG
Messenger RNA from Amoebophrya sp. A25, 2747 nucleotides. Lineage: Eukaryota; Dinophyceae; Syndiniales; Amoebophryaceae. The record is from the annotation of a GenBank genome assembly.